AUGGACCAAGGAGAAGAACAAGAUCAUGAGGACUUGGAGGAGACACACAUGGGUGGUGAGCUAGGUGCCCUUCCAGAUCACCUUGCAAGUGCAGAUCUGCAGGACAUUUUGGCAGCAGGGCCCAGAGGAGGAGAGGAACAGUUUGGGGACAGCCAUGGAAGUCAGCACGGUUUCUCAGAGGCUCAGCAAGGUGGCUGUGAGGAGGAAGAGGAGGCUGAACUGCCUUGCUCUGAUAUCAGCCUGACGAAAAGACAGGAGAGAAGGGUGGCAGCAGCUUCACAGAGAGUCCCUCGUGUAGAGCGGCCCACCAUCUGCUCUGAGUGUGGCAAGGGCUUCAGUAGGAGCAUCCACCUCAUCCAGCACCAGCGAAUGCACACAGGGGAGCGCCCGUUCCUGUGUGGGGAGUGUGGCAAGGGCUUCAGCCAGAGCUCCCAUCUCAUCCAGCACCGGCGGAUCCACACGGGCCAGAAACCGUACACCUGUGCCGAGUGUGGGAAGAGCUUCAGUCAAAGCUCUAACCUCCUCAAGCACCAGCGCAUCCACACUGGGCUCAAACCCUACGUGUGCACUGAGUGCGGGAAGAUCUUCAGCGACAGCUCCACCUGCAUCAAACACCAGCGUAUGCACACAGGCGAGCGGCCCUACAAGUGCCCAGCCUGCGGGAAAAGCUUCAGCCAACACUCCCACCUCCUUCAGCACCAGCGAGCCCACGAUGGCAUCCGGCCUUACGCCUGUGGGCAGUGUGGCAAACGUUUUGGGCAGAGUUCAGACCUCAUUAACCACGCUCGUACCCACACGGGCGAGAAGCCUUACAAAUGCAGCCAGUGCGGCCGCGGCUUCAGUGGCAACUCCAACCUCAUCAAGCAUACCCGCAUCCACACUGGGGAGCAGCCAUACCACUGCACCCAGUGCGGGGAAAGCUUUCGGUUCCAGCCCCAGCUGGUGCGCCACCAGAAGCACCAUACAGAGUAG
Pterocles gutturalis (yellow-throated sandgrouse) is the source of this 972-nucleotide messenger RNA. Its product is annotated as zinc finger protein 239-like. Bases 1 to 972 code for a protein of 323 amino acids. Lineage: Eukaryota; Metazoa; Chordata; Aves; Pterocliformes; Pteroclidae. Gene Ontology annotation, biological process: regulation of transcription by RNA polymerase II. The record is from RefSeq and is a predicted model, not a curated record. Gene Ontology annotation, molecular function: DNA-binding transcription factor activity; RNA polymerase II cis-regulatory region sequence-specific DNA binding. The transcript is spliced from 2 exons.